UAAUUUAUUAGGCCUAUUACUAUUAUUAAUAAUAAGUAAUAAGUAUUAAGUUAGGCUACCGGCUACGCAUACACUACACUACUUUGUACUUACAAGUCAAGUACUAGAUUCUAGAUCUACUACACUUACACUACACUGACUUACAGUUACACUGAGUGUAAUACAGUGUUAUUAGUAGUUAUUACACUCUACAACACGUAACAACAGUGUCUACAGUACAGUCACCUUACAACACUGGUUUAUAUACUCUUACAGUACAGUUUACUUAAAGACUUAAAGUUACACGGCUAGUCUACACACUAGUAGAACACUUACUAGAUCUACAGUCUUACAGUUUACAGUACACUAACACUAGACAAGUCACUAGUUAACAGUAGACUACAGCCUUACAGUCAUAACAGUGUGAGUUACAUUCUACACAGUGUAACACACUGAUGCAAAAGUAUGGUUUACAGUACUUCUGGUGGAUUCCGGAACAUCCGUCUUGUGUCAAUCACAGAUGAACAGCAGGAGAGUGGACAAUAGAUUCUCCUUCCAGGCCCAUCAUGCUUAGAGUUUGCUCUACAGACAUUAACUUAAUGCUUGGGAAGUGUUUAGACAUCUGCCCAACAUACUACUUUAAAUCCCUACUGGCAUUGGUUCUUGUGUGGGAAGGUUGUUCAUUUUGAUAAUUGGUAUCAUAGUGGAGCUGAACUUCUUUUAAAACUGCAUGGAAGAUCCAAAAGCUGACUCUCCGAUAAAAUGGAGAAAAAUGAUUUCUCAAAAUAUUUUCCAUCGUUUGGUUAGGCGAGAGAUCUUUAACUCUAAAAGAGGAACUUGUUUUGUUGAAGCUCGCAAGUUCUACUUACAUAUAGUUCCAAAUGUCAGCACACUUAAUGUGGAAAAACCACCCUGUUACCUGCGCAAAUUUUCUCCCAAUGGCAGAUAUUUUCUUGCCAUCUCCUAUGAUCAGACUUGCCUGGAAAUUUAUGCAUUUAAAGGGAGUGAAGCUGCUGGAAAUCUUAUCAAAGACAUAGAAGGGGAGGUUAUUCCAGGAGCAGAGAGUUGCCAGGAUGAAAGUGGUGAUAUUCGAAGCCAAAUAUUUUCUCAAUUUCUUUCCAAACGCCAUGUGGUGAGAGUGACAGCAGGUGAAGAAAUUCUCAACAGAGAAUGCAGCUUGUUUACAGAGGACAGUCAGUUUGUCAUUGUAGGCUCAUGUCACCAGUUGCCUGAGGAAACCAGUGCCAGAUUUUUUGAUGUCUAUAGAAACAAUGAGUGCAUCACUCCCAACUACAGGCUCAUUCCUGAAGACUACACCAUUUAUGUUGUAGAGCUUAAGUCAGGUAUUGUUUGUGAUCGCAGGAGGUUCCGUCUGGACAAGAUUUACUUAUCUCAUAAUCAAGGCAUUUGUUUGUAUGGCCAUGUCCUGACCGUUCUCUCUGUCCAGCAGCAAGUCAUUCACGUCUUCCACAUCUCAGCCCAAGGCUCGUUAGUUCACAUCCGUACCAUUGGCAGGUUCUGUUAUGAUGAUGAUGACAUCUUUUAUCAUCAGACGAGUCAACAACCAGUGCACAGCAGGCCUUACACUGACAAGUCUAUUAACUCCUUGAAGCACAGGCUCCUUGUUUAUCUCUACAAGGCAGCAAAGAAUGGUCAUCUAGAUGGAGGCAUCCGAUCAUUUUACUGGGCAAUGGAUGACAUCAUCAAUUUAAGAAUGGGAAAAUUACAACUCCUUGAUGAGGAUCAUCUGCUCAUCAAAUAUGCCAUUGAAGAAGUUGUGACGUAUCGCAACGGUGACCCUUACAAUAUGCCCUCGCUUUUUGUUGUCUAUAACAUGCGUACAACAGAGAUUCUGGGUGUGUAUGAACAUACCUCACCUGAGCUUCUAGAAAUAAUGGAAAAUUUUCAAGAUCAUUUUCGCAACUCUUGGCCUCAUCUAUUCCCCCAAUUUCCAUCCUCUCCCUCCUCUUCUGUUCAUGCUAGAAGAAUUCAGCACAUGUUUAAAUGGACACUCAUUGUUGCCAAAAAUGGUGGCAAAAGGGAGGCAAUCUCACGUUUGUUAACACAGCUGCCCAUUAGCGCACAGUCGUACAGUUGCUCCCCUUACUUAGACUAUAGCUUGUUUAGCUAUGAUGACAAGUGGAUCUCCCAGUUAGAGAGGCCAAAAACAUCUGGAGAUCACCCCAUAAGGUUUUUUACCCGAAAUACGGGAGUGGUUAGCUUUGGCCUGAACACCGGAGGGUCAGAUGGGAGGAGGCUGGUUGCCUUUGUCUGCCACCCGUCUGAGCCUUUCAUCAUCAGUGUACAGAGGACCGCUGCAGAUUACAAAGUCAAUUUUCAUAUCCGAAAGUGCCCGGCCUAACUGUUGCUUGCUAGUGUUUCUUUUUGCUUCAAUCUUCAAAAAUAAAUUGAUUCAAACAUU
Physella acuta is the source of this 2401-nucleotide messenger RNA. Its product is annotated as DET1 homolog. Gene Ontology annotation, molecular function: ubiquitin-like ligase-substrate adaptor activity; ubiquitin protein ligase binding. The record is from RefSeq and is a predicted model, not a curated record. NCBI's taxonomy places the organism in Eukaryota, Metazoa, Mollusca, Gastropoda, Physidae. Gene Ontology annotation, cellular component: nucleus; cullin-RING ubiquitin ligase complex. Gene Ontology annotation, biological process: positive regulation of proteasomal ubiquitin-dependent protein catabolic process; protein ubiquitination.